ACUUUCCAGAGCUCACUUCCCCCAAAGGAUUUCCCUUCUUCUUCCCUACCUCCCCUUCCCUCACCUCCUCCCAAACAUUUGGCCAGUUGCCGAAAUACACCGUGGUCCAAAUAGAUCGACAGAAUCGAAGGGGAGAAGGGGAAGGAGAUCGGCGAAUGGCCUCGCCCUGGAGGCCUAUCCGAGUUUGGUCUCCCCUGCUGGGUUUAGGGUUUGUCGUUGCUCUAAUCGCCUUUGCGCUACAACUCUCCUCGAGGAGACAUCUCGCACAGAGAUUGUGGACUUUCGAGGAAUUGGCUUUGUACAACGGGACGGAUGAAAGACUCCCAAUACUGCUUGGCAUUCUCGGAUCAGUGUUCGAUGUGACAAAAGGGAAAACACAUUAUGGUCCCGGCGGAGGGUACCAUCACUUUGCAGGAAGAGAUGCAUCACGAGCCUUUGUAUCUGGAAAUUUUACAGGUGAUGGAUUAACAGAUUCAUUGAAUGGUCUCUCUACUAUGGAGGUGAAGAGUGUUGUUGACUGGAGAAAGUUUUACAUGGAAAGAUACAUAUUCACUGGUCAUUUAGUUGGCCGGUAUUAUGACAGCCAGGGGAAACCUACAAAAUAUCUGAAAGGUGUUGAGUCAAAGGCUAAGCGUGGGGCUCAGCUUUUAGAGAAGCAGAAGAUUGAGGAAGAUAAGAUACCAAGCUGCAACUCGAAAUGGAGUCAACAAGAGGGAGGCAAGGUUUGGUGCGAUAGUGGUUAUCCAAGACUAGUAAAGAGACCUGGGGACAUCGCCCUUACUGGAAAGAUUAGCCAGCGUUGCGCUUGCUUUAAAGAAGAGGAGCUUGGACGACCAGGUCUGGAGGUAUACAAGAACUGUGAUUAUCUGUCCCAGUCUUGCUCGGUUUAGUUCAUUUACUGCAGAUACUUUAAGAAGGUUUUGUUGUUGUGUACAUUAAUUAUAAUUUUUAAUCAGAUAUUCUGAACCUAUAGAAAACAAAAGGAAAGGAAACUAUAAUGUUUUCUCAUA
Zingiber officinale is the source of this 1010-nucleotide messenger RNA. RefSeq names its product membrane-associated progesterone-binding protein 4. Gene Ontology annotation, cellular component: endomembrane system; membrane. The coding region runs from base 156 to 890 and encodes 244 amino acids. The transcript is spliced from 8 exons. NCBI's taxonomy places the organism in Eukaryota, Viridiplantae, Streptophyta, Magnoliopsida, Zingiberales, Zingiberaceae. The record is from RefSeq and is a predicted model, not a curated record.